UCUUUUCUGUUCUCGUUCGGCAUCCCUCCGCCCUAUCUGGUUAUUCCUGUCUACCACCAGCCUCAAAUUCUCUGCCACUUGCCUGAGGUUGACAGACAAAGCUUUCCCUUGCUUUAUUGUUUCCCUGGUCGCCAUUCAAUCUCCCCUUAGUUGUAUUAUUCUAUUCGUAAUCAUCUUACUACACUUAUCCCUACGCAAACCUGGCCACUCUUUUGUUUGUCCGAAGGCAGCCUUGGUUUAUUCUCUUGCUUUUGGUGUAUCCUACAAUGAUACCUGCCGACCUGAAUCAAUCCAACCGAUCCGAACAGGAAACCGAAGCCUGUAUUUUACUACAUUCGUCGAGCACGGUAGCUCACCCUCAGCAGUCAGCAUGACCACUAUGGAUCUUCGCGUCGGUAAUAAGUACCGCAUCGGUCGAAAAAUCGGAUCCGGCUCGUUCGGUGAUAUCUACCUAGGCACCAAUAUUAUCUCCGGUGAAGAGAUUGCCAUCAAGCUGGAAUCUGUGAAAGCGAAGCACCCCCAACUUGAAUAUGAGGCUCGAGUUUAUAAGUCGCUCGCUGGUGGCGUCGGUAUCCCGUUCGUCCGUUGGUUCGGAACCGAAUGUGAUUACAACGCCAUGGUGCUUGAUCUUCUAGGCCCCAGUCUGGAAGAUCUUUUCAACUUUUGCAACAGAAAGUUCUCCCUGAAGACGGUACUUCUUCUGGCCGACCAGCUGAUCUCCCGUAUCGAGUACAUCCAUGCCAAGUCCUUCAUCCACCGUGAUAUCAAGCCGGACAACUUCUUGAUGGGCAUCGGAAAGCGAGGCAACCAGGUUAACGUCAUUGACUUUGGUUUAGCGAAAAAAUACCGAGACCCCAAGACUCACUUCCACAUUCCGUACCGUGAGAACAAGAACUUGACUGGUACUGCCCGAUAUGCUUCUAUCAACACGCAUCUUGGCGUUGAGCAAUCUCGUCGUGAUGACAUGGAGUCCCUGGGCUAUGUUAUGCUCUACUUCUGCCGGGGUUCCCUUCCUUGGCAAGGUCUUAAGGCCGCCACUAAGAAGCAGAAGUAUGACCGCAUCAUGGAGAAGAAGAUGACUACGCCAACUGAGGUUCUCUGCCGGGGCUUCCCUAAUGAGUUUGCUAUUUACUUGAACUACACGCGAUCCCUGCGAUUUGACGACAAACCCGAUUACAGUUACCUCCGAAAGAUAUUCCGUGAUCUUUUCGUUCGUGAGGGGUUCCAGUACGAUUACGUAUUCGAUUGGACAGUCUACAAAUACCAGAAGAAUGCCCAGGCUAUUGCUCAGGCCGCCGGUCAAAACGACAACGAGGAUGACAAGGCACGACGUACUACUGCUGCGACCGCCGGCCAGACUGCGCAGUCCGGCGCCGUCAAGCCUAACGCAAUCCCUAGCUCUCGUCGCAAGGUAAUCGAGCGCGGUGCUCCCGGCGUUGACACUCCAGAAACCAGCCGUGCCGUUGGAGGAAGCGACAGGAUGUGAGUGUCUCGCCAGCCCAGCCCAGCCCAAGAAUUCCUAGUAA
This is a messenger RNA of Hypoxylon trugodes, 1526 nucleotides long. RefSeq names its product casein kinase I. The record is from RefSeq and is a predicted model, not a curated record. Bases 371 to 1486 code for a protein of 371 amino acids. Gene Ontology annotation, molecular function: ATP binding; protein serine/threonine kinase activity. Lineage: Eukaryota; Fungi; Ascomycota; Sordariomycetes; Xylariales; Hypoxylaceae. The transcript is spliced from 4 exons. Gene Ontology annotation, biological process: endocytosis; peptidyl-serine phosphorylation; signal transduction. Gene Ontology annotation, cellular component: nucleus; cytoplasm.